Molecule: messenger RNA, 2253 nt
Organism: Cyanidioschyzon merolae strain 10D
Lineage: Eukaryota; Rhodophyta; Bangiophyceae; Cyanidiales; Cyanidiaceae
Exons: 1
Coding region: 1-2253 (750 amino acids)
Source: RefSeq, a predicted model, not a curated record
AUGGCACCGCGACGAGGAGAGCGGCAGACGAAGAGAAGUGCUGCGGCUUCUUCGCGUGCACAGACGGAGCACGUGGACGACGAAGGUAAUCUGGCGGUGUCGGACGCCUACUGGGGUCUUGGCGGGGACGACUCCGCAGUAAAUAGCGAUAACUUUCCAGAUCACGUUGCAGAGACGUUUGGAACAAGGGAUGGGUCACCCGGAGACUCCUCUCUGGGCGAAGGAAUCGGCCGCCGGACGCGCCAGCGACUCGCGGAGAGCGAGCCGCGCCCACCGCCUAGUCCACUGGGUCGUAGCACCGACACCAGCCACUACCUGUUUGCCGUCGUCGACUUCGCCCGCUACGAUCCGGAUACGCCGACCUCAACGACUGCAACAGCGGCAAGCACUGCAUUGGGUGUACGUCGUGAUGCUGGGCGCACUUUCAGUGCAGGGUCCGCAACUCGCGCCGAUGGAAACCCAGUGACGGCAGCGAAUGCGAUGCUCUCCGAUUUACCAAACAAGCAGAGUCCAGAGCGGCAGAUUUUUGAGGGCUGGCUCGAAGGCACUGGCAGUGCCGAGUGCGGCGUUGUAUCUGCGGCCUCGGUGUCGCCCAUGGAGCCACCGACGCUGCCGCCGAUAUCCGCGUCGCGGGCUUUCGCCCAGGACUUGGCGGUGAAAAUAGGAGUGCUACCGGCGCUUCGCCCCGCCCGAGAUGUAUUGAUACCGGCUGAGCGGCUGCCGAAUCCGAUAGAAUCCGGCACCGAAGACAUCCCCGAGAAUGUGCAUCUGCAAACAGAUGAUGAACUCGCUCAAGCAAAGCUCUUUGCUCCGCUCAGGGAUCCAGAGUCCGAGCGCGGCACCGGAAUCGGAACUGGUACUGGAACGGGUACUGAAACUGGUACUGGAACGGGUACUGGCGCCACUGGUGGCGGUAUGCUCCUGCUCAGCGAACGCGACCGUACCAGCUUUCGAGGCUAUUUGUCGGGCGCACGACCAACCGGCCAGGAUGGCGAGCAUAGCACCCUGGCGCUACAGAGCCAAGCCUUGAACUGGGAUCAGGAUGAUAUUCCGCCGUAUGUGGCGCACGACGGCGCAGGGCAGCUGGGUCCGUCGACAGGCACGACACCCCUGGAGCGACAUAUCCGCUGCCCCAAGUGCAGUGAUCCCGGACUGAACAAACCGGUGUGCCCGGCGUGUCGACAACGGCAUCAUCGCAUGAUGAAACAUGCCCCUGAUGGACGAUGCCAAUGGGGCGACGCCUGUCGCCUCUGCACUCGUCGACAGCGCCAACGCGCUCGCCAGCGGAGCUCGCUGCCGUCGCCGUGGGAGACACCAGCGCUCGGAGGCGACGCUGCUAGUCGACAAGCCAACCUGGAUGCCGGUGCCAGAAAUGCCGCAUUCCAGGCGGCCGCCGGAGUACUCACAGAGCAAGGCCUCAGCGAUCACGGUUUGCUUCUAACGACUGCGAGGAGAACGCGUCGGAGCCAACCGCACGCGGAUCGAUCCACGAGCGAGGCUGAUCCCGAGGCGGUUGUCGUUGACUCGCCCUCGUCGGGGGCACUCGAUCGACGCUCAGCUUCCCAGUCGCUGCGAAGUCGCGCUAGCGCGGAUGCUUUAGAACUACAUCGGACCUGUCAAGCUUGCUGCGCGACACAGGUAUGCGGCAACUGUCGCAAACGUCACAGCCGUAUGAUGCAACGACAAGGCACCUGUGAUUGGGGCAAUCACUGCCGUCUCUGUGCGCGCAAGCGACGACGACAGCACCAACUACAGCAACAACAGCAACUGCAACAACAGUCAACCAUGAAUCAUCGCUCGCAGGCGUCGACGCUAGCGAUGCAGUUCAACGACCAGCUUGCCGACGCUGUGAGCGGGGAUGCAAGGCGUGCACCAUCGGAACACGCUAUGACAACCCAUCGACGGCACAUGGCAUCCGAGAUGAGCAGCACCAAUAGCAACAACAGCACCAAUAACCAUCAUCACAUCCGGUCGUCUUUAUCGCCAUCAUUAUCGGGUCGCGUUGCCGGCAUCGCGGAGAGCACCAGUCCAAGUGAUCAUGCCACAAUGGAGGCGGUAGCGGAUGCGGCCUCCUCGGUGCUGCUCACCGACACCGAGUUGCUGGAUGCACACGAACUGCGUCGAUCAUCAUCAUCAUCAUCAUCGUCGCCAUCGCCAUCGCCGCUACCACCACCACCACCACCAUCGUCGUCAUCGUUCUCGGCGGACCUGGCGCGUCAACUUUUCUCCACCAGUGCCUCGCGAAUGCGAUGA